GGGCCUUGGUGGCGCAUUGCCCCGCCUGCCGCAGCUGGCGCUCCUCUGAUGCCACACUGACAGCAGAGAUACAUUCACACACAUGUCCGCAUCAGCAGCGCAGUAAUGAUGUUUCUGCUGGGACUGAGUCUGUGCCUGCUUGGGAUCGUCAAUGGGAUUGUCCCCGAAACCUCUAAAACAGAUAUGGACAUCAUUGCAAAUAUGGAGACUAAUCUAGCGCAAGGACAAACCACACUGAACGAGAUAUUUCGGGAGGUGGAGGAACUGAUGGAGGACACGCAGCAGAAACUGGAGGACGCGGUGCAUCAGAUGGACAAUGAGAGUGCAAAAUCAAGCCUCAAUCCACACAAUGUCUCUUCACACCUCCAAAAUGAAAGCAGCAUUGAAAUCACCGCCGGGAAUCAAUCCGUGUAUAUUAUUGAGAGAACCAACAAGACAACAGACAAUGCAUCUGAAUCGACAAACAUCUCCAAAACCAUAGAGUCCAAUGAUAAAGUGAAUGGGAUUGAUCAUGAGUGUAUCGUUGAUGAAGACUGUGAGAAGGGCAGGUACUGUCUAUAUGGGACUCGCAGCUCAAAGUGUCUGCCCUGCAAAGAGCUUGAUGCGACGUGCACCAAAGAUGAAGAAUGUUGUGCGGGACAGCUGUGUGUGUGGGGUCAGUGCGCAGACAACAGUACAAAGGGAGACGCAGGAACUAUCUGUCAAUACCAGCGUGACUGUAAAGAAGAAUUCUGCUGUGCCAUCCAUAAAGCUUUGCUAUUCCCAGUGUGCAGCUCUAAACCAAUAGAACGUGAGCGCUGCAUCAUUUCAGCCAAUCACCUGAUGGAGCUGCUGUCAUGGGGUAUGAAGUGGGAGGGUCCUCAUGAGCACUGUCCUUGUGCUGGUGACCUGCAGUGCCAACAUCAUGGGCGAGGUGCACUGUGCUUGAAGAGCCAGAACUCCAGUGCGGACCUAACUGACACCCUGUACUGAGACUGACUACAUUGCAUAGUGAGAAUGGCCUGAUUUUGAGUCAGACAAAGUGGAGAUUCUGAUAAGGAACAUGUAUGCUUCAUCGUUACCCUCAAAAGCUUUGUAGGAAACUCCUUUACUAUAAUCAUCCAAACGCAGGCUAAACUGUAAAUGCAGCUGUGAAUAUAAGUGCUAAAGUGCUGCCUCUGAAGACAGGAGAUAUUUGGUGAAAGUCUAAAUCUGAAUGCAUGUUCACACUUACAGCGAUUUGCAGGGACAAAGCGAUCAAGUCAUUCAAUUUCAAUGCAAGUUGGAAAUGUGUGGUGAUUUAAGUGGCAGCGACCAAUGGCGAUGCAGGUAUGUCAUGCAACAAAGUUGAGAAAAGUUAUCUAUAGGCAAAUUAGUAACGCAAUGCAGCAACUACCAAUAGGUACAAAGACAUUAGAGCUUGCAUGAUCCAUCUCCUGUUAGGUACUUUAGUCAAGUCAGGCAAGAUGGAGAAGUAAACCGAAACGGUGAGCAAUUCCCCUGUUCUUUAUUUCAAUGCAUGCUAGAAAACUCAAGAAUUGUCGAUAUGCCAAGCACGUUUAAUUCAUUCAUUGAUCAUUGUUCAUCUUAUUUCUAAUAUAUAGCUGAUGCAACUUAUAUAAACAUGCUUUUGCAUUGAUUUGUUGACAAAAUAAACCAACAUCUUAUUUUUGCUGGCUAUACAUCCCAAUUGUGAUCAGACACGACCAACAAAAUCGCUGUCAGUGUGAACUGUGUAAAGUUUUGAGCAUUGGAAACGAGUGCGUAAUAAUAGUGCAAAUGUUGCAAGAAUGUUUGCGGGGGCAUAAAAGGGACAUCUCUGAUGAAAACUAGUUGUACUAAAUGUACUUGUUCGAACAGCUCGAUUUAUUCAAUAAACAUGCAGUCAUGUUAUUUCCUCUUGACAAACUCACUAUAGAGAAUAAAAAGUUGUAAAAUGUGCAAGUGUUUCUUUUUUUAUCUUACACACGUCAUCCAAAUCAAAAUGUGCUCUUAUCUGGUUUGUAACUAAAAUUUUAAAGAGGUCAUAUCAUGAAUUUUUAUUUAUAAUUUUUUUUUUUUCCAGUGAAGUUCACAUUUAACUUUUUUUAGCCAGAAAAUUCCAGUUUUUCAUGCCCAUUUUCCAACAUGUCUCUGAUCUGUAGAAUUAAACAGGCCAAUUGUGCUGCUGUGCCAUUGAGACUGCUAUGUACACGCCCUCUUAAUGCAAAAAGAGAAAGCCCUUUGCUGCACUAACAUGGGCUAAAGAUUUACUGUCGUUCCAGUGUAGUUUGUGCUGCUCGAACCACAACAGCCUCAAAACCAUGCAUUAAAUUGUGACCGAUUCACAAAAUAAUCCAAACUGGAAUGUACCACACAAACUCGUAGUCAAAGUGAAAUGAUCAGGAACUUAAAAAUAAACUUCACUAUUUCCUAACAUUUGGGAUCCUUUAAAAGGAUAUGGUACUACACACUGCCAGGAUCAGCACAAGAUUUAAUGAGCUUUCCCACAUUUUAUUUUUGUUUCUAUUUCUGGUGGUUAUUAAUAGUAGUCUCUAUCCUUCUGAUGUCCUUCAAAAAAAGGACUAAGAAUAAGCCAGGUUUGCAGCUAGGGCUGAGUAUUGAUACAGAUUUCCUCAUUCGAUUUGAUUCUGAUUCACAAGUUCUCAAUUUGAUUCCGAUUUGACAUCGAUUCAUAUGGGUAUAUUAGUUACAUCCAUCCUCUCUCAGCUAAUGCUCGUAAUUAUAAAGGGACAUUCUAACCUUCUUUGUAAACCAUUCA
This is a messenger RNA of Xyrauchen texanus (razorback sucker), 2740 nucleotides long. It is a transcript of the gene dkk3a, whose product is annotated as dickkopf WNT signaling pathway inhibitor 3a. The transcript is spliced from 7 exons. The record is from RefSeq and is a predicted model, not a curated record. Gene Ontology annotation, cellular component: extracellular region. NCBI's taxonomy places the organism in Eukaryota, Metazoa, Chordata, Actinopteri, Cypriniformes, Catostomidae. Gene Ontology annotation, biological process: multicellular organism development; negative regulation of canonical Wnt signaling pathway. Gene Ontology annotation, molecular function: co-receptor binding; receptor antagonist activity. The coding region runs from base 106 to 972 and encodes 288 amino acids.